Staurois parvus is the source of this 361-nucleotide messenger RNA. The record is from the annotation of a GenBank genome assembly. NCBI's taxonomy places the organism in Eukaryota, Metazoa, Chordata, Amphibia, Anura, Ranidae.
GAUUCUUCACCGGCAUCCAGCGAUCGCCGAGGAACAGUGACAGAGGAGAGACCUGUGUGUAAACAACACAGGUCUCCUGCCAGCAACAAAAUGCUGCUUUGUAUUUCUCUGCAUAGCAGAGAAAUACACAGCAGCAUGUUUCCCAAGUAAAACACAUACAGUCCACUUAGUAAAACAGCACACGGUUAACCCUUUGAUCGCCCCAGAUGUUAACCCCUUCCUGCCCAGUUGCCAUUAGUACAGUCAGUACUUUUUUUAUUAGCACUGAUCACUGUAUUGGUGUCACUGGGGAUGUCAGUGACACCAAGUCAGUUCCCCCCAGUGUCAGAAUACCCGACGCAGUCCUGCUGUAAGUCGCUGA